Messenger RNA from Cheilinus undulatus (humphead wrasse), 2126 nucleotides. Its product is annotated as acetyl-coenzyme A synthetase 2-like, mitochondrial. Gene Ontology annotation, cellular component: mitochondrion. Bases 67 to 2112 code for a protein of 681 amino acids. Gene Ontology annotation, molecular function: acetyl-CoA synthetase activity; AMP binding. The transcript is spliced from 14 exons. NCBI's taxonomy places the organism in Eukaryota, Metazoa, Chordata, Actinopteri, Labriformes, Labridae. The record is from RefSeq and is a predicted model, not a curated record.
AGGGAGUGUGUGUGUGUGUGUAACAGUGUGUCAGUCCGACCCUCGUGCACGCGCAGCAGGAUCAUCAUGGCCGCUCCCUGCAGAGGGACCAGACUCCUGAGGACCCUGCGGGGUCUCUACGGGACCCUCAGACCGUGUCGGACCCGGUUCCUGUCCUCCUUCCCCCCGACGGCCUCUCCGGGCUCCUGGAACUCGGAGCUGUUCCGGCUCUCCCACCGGGACCUGUACCGGCUCUCGGUGACUGAUCCGGAUCGUUUCUGGGGCUCCGCCGCCGCCGAUCGGCUCCGCUGGGUGGAACCGUUCUCACGGGUCCGGGACUGCGAGCUGAGCCGAGGAAAGAUCAGCUGGUUCACCGGAGGGAAGAUUAACGUUUCCGUGAACUGUCUAGAUGUCCAGGUAGAGAAACAUCCAGACCGAGUGGCCCUGAUCUGGGAGCGAGAUGAGCCUGGCACUGAGGUGAAGGUCACCUACAGAGAGCUGCUGGAGACGACCUGCCGCCUCGCCAACACCUUGAAGAGCCAUGGGAUCCAGAAGGGCGACAGGGUUGCCAUUUACAUGCCGGUGUCGCCACUGGCAGUGGCGGCCAUGUUGGCAUGCGCCCGUAUCGGGGCGGUGCACACCGUGGUGUUUGCUGGCUUCAGCUCGGAGGCUCUGGCCGGGCGGAUACAAGACGCUCAGUGUAAAGCGGUUAUCACCUGUAAUGAAGGAGUGCGCGGCGGCCGACGGGUUCCCCUGAAGACCACAGUGGACGCGGCGGUAAAGAGCUGCCCAACUGUCCAACAAGUGUUCGUCUCUCAGAGGACGGAAACGCUGGUGUCCAUGGGAGAGCUGGAUGUCCCUCUGGAGGAGGCGAUGUCCCGCCAGGCUGCCGUUUGUCCUGCAGAGCCUCUGGACAGUGAAGAUCUGCUGUUCCUGCUCUACACAUCAGGCAGCACGGGGAAACCUAAAGGCAUCGUCCACACACAGGCAGGAUACCUGCUGUACACCUCACUCACUCACCAGUACGUAUUUGACUAUCGGGACGGCGACGUGUUUGGCUGCGUUGCGGACGUCGGCUGGAUAACGGGACACAGCUAUGUGGUGUACGGCCCUCUCUGUAAUGGUGCCACGACCGUCCUGUUUGAGAGCACGCCGGUUUACCCAGACCCAGGCAGGUACUGGGAGACCGUGGAGCGUCUGAAAAUAAACCAGUUCUAUGGAGCUCCUACGGCUCUCCGUCUGCUGCUGAAGUACGAUGAGAGCUGGGUGAAGAAGUACGACCGCUCUUCUCUGAGGACACUUGGCUCAGUUGGAGAACCCAUCAACCACGAGGCCUGGCACUGGUUCCAUGAUGUGGUUGGAGAGGGACGGUGUCCUCUAGUGGACACCUGGUGGCAGACAGAGACUGGUGGAGUCUGUAUCGCUCCUCGCCCCUCAGAGGAAGGUGCGCCAAUUAUCCCAGCGAUGGCUAUGAGGCCAUUCUUCGGCAUCCAGCCGGUUCUCAUGGGAGAGAAGGGGGAGCCUUUGUCAGGUAACUCGGUGAGUGGAGCUCUGUGUAUCAGCCAGCCGUGGCCCGGGAUGGCUCGAGGGAUCUACGGAGACCAUCAGAGAUUUGUCGAUGCGUAUUUGAAACCGUACCCUGGAUGUUACUUUACUGGGGACGGAGCGUACCGCUCAGAGGAGGGUUACUACCAGAUAACGGGGCGGAUGGAUGAUGUCAUCAAUGUCAGCGGUCAUCGUCUCGGCACAGCAGAGAUCGAGGAUGCCCUGGAUGAGCAUCCAGCUGUUCCAGAAACCGCUGUGAUUGGUUUCCCCCAUGACAUCAAAGGAGAAGUGCCGUUUGCCUUCGUGGUUCUGAAGGAGGAGUUUGCCAACGACCCGCCCACUGUCCUUCAGCAGCUCAGAGAUCUGGUGGCAACAAAGAUCGCCAAGUACGCCGUCCCAGAGCACUUCCUGGUGGUCAAACGUCUGCCCAAGACUCGCUCUGGGAAGAUCAUGAGGCGGAUCCUCAGGAAAGUUGCCACGGAGACGACCAGUGACCUAGGAGACGUGUCGACUCUGGACGACCCGUCUGUGGUCAAAGAGAUCAUCGAAGCCCACGAGCUCUACAGGAAGCAAAGAGGGAAACAGUAGAAGAAGAAAAACAU